GUGGGAAUGGCUGUUGGUGCGGUGGAGGGGGCUGGGCCGCUCGCAGCCAGCUGCAUGAGUUUGUAAUGUCCGCCAUGUUGGCCAUGGCGUACUGAACCGGGGAGUAUCAGCGGAGCCUCGGAGAAAAAACGACCGACAGAGAGCGACCGAGACCCGGGCCCGCCCGGCUCAGCCAGCGCUGCUUCUCGGACCCGGCUCGACUUCGCACAGACUGGCCCAGAUUCAUCCAUGAGAACUCGAGGAAGAGCUGCCGUGAUUCCCAGCGGACCGAGUAGAUUUGUGCUGCGUCUUUUCUCCUAAUAAUCAUAAAAAAAUGAGUAAACUGUUUCGGGCGCGGGCGCUGGAUGCUAGCAAGCCCCUGCCCGUCUUCCGCUGCGAGGACUUGCCGGACUUGCAAGAAUAUGCCUCCAUCAACCGGGCAGUGCCGCAGAUGCCGACCGGGAUGGAGAAAGAGGAGGAAUCGGAGCACCAUCUCCAGCGGGCCAUUUCAGCACAUCAGGUAUAUGGCGAGAAACGGGACAACAUGGUUAUCCCCGUCCCCGAGGCAGAGUGCAACAUCACACACUACGAGUCCCUUUACCCCGGGGAGUUCAAGAUGCCAAAGCAGCUUAUUCACAUACAGCCUUUCAGUUUGGAUGCAGAACAGCCAGACUAUGACCUAGAUUCAGAGGAUGAAACGUUUGUGAAUAAGCUGAAGAAGAAAAUGGAAAUUACCAACCUGCAAUUUGAAGAGAUGAUUGAUCGAUUAGAGAAAGGCAGCGGACAGCAGCUUGUCAGUCUUCAGGAGGCCAAACUGCUGCUGAAGGAGGAUGACGAGCUCAUAAAGGAGGUGUUUGACUACUGGAGCCGCAAGAGGAAAACCUACAAAGGUGGCUCCCUCAUCCCCAACGUCAAACAGGAGAAAAGGGAUGGCUCCAGCACCAGCGACCCCUAUGUGGCCUUCCGCCGACGGACGGAGAAGAUGCAGACCAGGAAGAAUCGAAAGAAUGACGAGGCUUCAUAUGAGAAGAUGUUGAAGCUGCGCAGAGACCUGAGCCGAGCAGUCACCAUUCUUGAGAUGAUCAAGAGGAGGGAGAAAAGCAAGAGGGAACUGCUGCACCUCACGCUGGAAAUUGUAGAAAAACGGAAUGCAAUGCCAGACUUUGGCAGUGAGGUGAUGGCAGAGGUGCUGGCGCAGCGAGCCCUGGUGAAACCUGUCUACACCAUUCCCAUCAUUCCCUUGUCCAGCAGCAACCAGUACAGACACCAGGACCACUUGGACAUGAAGGACCACAAGAAACCGGAGAAGAUGGAGGCAGUGCGAACCAAAAGGAAAUAUGAAAAGAAACCUAAGAUCCCCCCUCUGUCAGCGCCUCAACAUUCAGGGCCUUCUGUGUUCAAUCCCAAGGACCUCAACCAGUAUGAUUUUCCCAGUUCGGAUGAAGAACCAUACUCACAGAUUCAUUCAGGUUCCUCAGAUGCAGAGGAAGAAAAUGAUCCAGAUGGCUGCUAUGCGUUUAGGAGGAAGGCUGGUUGUCAGUACUACUCUCCUCGUCCAAACCAGUGUGGCAGCUGGCCCUGGGAAAGCCCAUCAGAUGGCGGGCUUGGUGAACCACGCUUCCGCUACUGUUUAACCUCACUGAACGUACCACGGCGCUGUGUAGGUUUGGCGCGGCGCCGUGUGGGCAGAGGAGGCAGGAUGUUGUUGGACAGAGCGCACACAGGACUAGACGGCAUCUGUCCAAGCCUGGACUCUGACCCGGAGCCUGAAUCACUCGCCUCAUCGCUUCCAAGCUCUCCUCUCCGCAACUCCAACACCAGUACCUCAGAAACCAAUACCUCGAACCCAACCACCUUCGCCGACCCUUCCUCUUUAUCGCACUUGUCAUCGUCAUCACCGACACCUGUGGGCCUCUGUCAGAUUCUUUUGAACAUUAAAUCUUGCCGCUGGAGGCACUUUAGACCACGAACGCUAUCUCAUAACCCUUUGGGUGGGGGAGACUUGUCUCGCAGAGGAUAUAAGGAUUUAAGUCGGACAGUGUCAGGAAUAACCCGGACUGUCGUUAAAGGGGGCAGGUCUCAGAACCGCACUGGCCCAGCCCACGCACCUGUCAAUGUGUUCACUGCAGAGCAGUACCGGCAACACCAGGAACAGCUGGCGCUCAUGCAGAAACAGCAGCUAGAGCAGAGCCAGCAGCAAGCCAACAGCUGUGCUUCUGCAACCAGCAUUCAGACAGUUGUGUCCAAAACAUUGGAUCAGGCCAGCGCCCAGUUUGCUGCUUCAGCCCUCGUCACCACAGACCAACUGCUGGCCUUUAAGUCCAAAGAGGAGCUGGUGCUUCCCAGUGGAGUCAACGGGGUCCUGGCAGGUGCAGGUGUCUUUAAAGGCUUGCAUCUCUCCAGCACCUCCAGUCCUUCACCAGACGCACCAGUCUGCACACAGUACCAACCACCCCGACGUUUCCUCCAGCCUUCCUCCAACUCAGUCACUCCUUCCCCUGCCCCCACUAAUGCCAUCCCCCACCUCCCUUACCUCCACCCCCAGCGCUCAUGCGGCAGCAAGCGCUGGGGAUUCUGGGGUGCAGCGCUGCCAAUGCCACCCCCGCCACCACUCAGGUCCUCAUCGGGUAACAACAUUUGUCUGAGCGUGGCCAUGCCGAAAGUGUCUGGAGCAUCGUCCAUGGACAUGGGCUCAAGAGACUCUGUUGAGACAAAUCAACUGAAACAAGCUCCAAAUGUGUCAAAAAUGAUGUUUUUCACGUCGUGUGUCGUUGUGUCCACAGUGUUCACUGCAGAGCAGUACCGGCAACACCAGGAACAGCUGGCGCUCAUGCAGAAACAGCAGCUAGAGCAGAGCCAGCAGCAAGCCAACAGCUGUGCUUCUGCAACCAGCAUUCAGACAGUUGUGUCCAAAACAUUGGAUCAGGCCAGCGCCCAGUUUGCUGCUUCAGCCCUCGUCACCACAGACCAACUGCUGGCCUUUAAGUCCAAAGAGGAGCUGGUGCUUCCCAGUGGAGUCAACGGGGUCCUGGCAGGUGCAGGUGUCUUUAAAGGCUUGCAUCUCUCCAGCACCUCUCCAGUCCUUCACCAGACGCACCAGUCUGCACACAGUACCACCACCCCGACGUUCCUCCAGCCUUCCUCCAACUCAGUCACUCCUUCCCCUGCCCCCACUAAUGCCAUCCCCACCUCCCUUACCUCCACCCCCAGCGCUCAUGCGGCAGCAGCGCUGGGGAUUCUGGGGUGCAGCGCUGCCAAUGCCACCCCCGCCACCACUCAGGUCCUCAUCGGUAACAACAUUUGUCUGAGCGUGCCGUCAGCCGCUAGCCUAGCUGGACGCCACAUCCCCCGAACUCUCGGCACCGUACCACCCACUGCCUUAAAAUUGUCCGCCGCCACCAAUCUCCAGAUGCCGAAAGUGUCUGGAGCAUCGUCCAUGGACAUGGGCUCAAGGGAUAAUCGCGAAGAAGACAAGCCAGCACUGAACAGUAUAGCAGACAACACAGUGGCCAUGGAGGUGACGUAGUAGCGGCGCAUCGAGGGGUCCAGGCUUCAGGUGCUGUGCAUCGUAGCAUCGGGAAUGCAAAAGGGACAGCAGGACUCUUGACACAGCGACAAAGCGAGCAGCGCGCCCACAGAAACUGUGGGCGCAAUUCUCAUCUCUCAUACUUUUUAAAGUUUUUGUUAACGUUAAAAACUAAAAACAAACAAAAAAAAAAGUAAAAAGAUUUGACACCUGUAAAUGACUAUGGCAAAAUUAGUAUAUGUACAGUGACUACAUAUUUGUAAUAUCCCCUUGUAUAUAUUACUUGAACACAGAACUGUCCAUUUGUGAUGUUUUGCACUUGGGAGUUAAAGGAUUAAAAAAAA
Messenger RNA from Thalassophryne amazonica, 3849 nucleotides. RefSeq names its product enhancer of polycomb homolog 1-like. The record is from RefSeq and is a predicted model, not a curated record. Gene Ontology annotation, biological process: regulation of transcription by RNA polymerase II. NCBI's taxonomy places the organism in Eukaryota, Metazoa, Chordata, Actinopteri, Batrachoidiformes, Batrachoididae. Gene Ontology annotation, cellular component: piccolo histone acetyltransferase complex.